Penicilliopsis zonata CBS 506.65 is the source of this 352-nucleotide messenger RNA. RefSeq lists its product as hypothetical. The coding region runs from base 56 to 310 and encodes 84 amino acids. The transcript is spliced from 2 exons. The record is from RefSeq and is a predicted model, not a curated record. Lineage: Eukaryota; Fungi; Ascomycota; Eurotiomycetes; Eurotiales; Aspergillaceae.
GAGUAAAUACCAAGUAUUAUUCUACACCCUCAAUCCAUUUAUUCUACAAGAAAAUAUGUCCUCCAACACGGGAGCCACAGGUGCAGCGAAAUUCGUCACCUCCACGGCCGGAAACACCAUCGGCGGCCUCUCACGCACAGUCGGCGAUGUCGUCGGCGCUGCCUCGCGGGGUCUAGGCAAUACCAUCACCAGCGCGACGGGCAGUGCUGGGCGGCCGGUUGGGAAUGCCUUGAGUGACGCAGGGACGGGGGUGGAGGAUGGGGUGAAUCGCGUGGCAAAGGGAAUCGAGGAUGCAGGGAAUUGGAAGUAAUCGAAUGCGAGGAUGCAGGGAAUUAUCGAAUGCUUUGGAUAU